AUGAUGGCGAUCAUCGGCAUGUUCUUCCAGGAUGGCUUGACCGGCUCUGCAUGGGGCGACUGGGCGCUCUACACGGGCUCUCCGUUGCGUGCGUUCGAGAGCGAGCUUGGCGUGCAGGACCCGGUGGGCUUCUGGGACCCCGCUGGCUUCACGGCGGAUGGUAGCACGGAGAAUUUCGCCCGCCGGCGCCAGACGGAGCUGAAGCACGGCCGCGUUUCCAUGUUGGCGACCAUGGGCUACAUCACCCCGGAGAUCACCGGCAAGCUGCCAGGGUACCUGUCGCCGUCCGCGGGCCUGAAGUUUGCGGACAUCCCGAACGGUCUCGGUGCGAUCUCCAAGGUUCCCGCGGCGGGCUGGGCGCAGAUCGUGGCGUACGGCGCGUUCUGCGAGCUGUCCCAGGACCAGUCCGCAGGCACCGCUGCCGCGGCGGGUGACUUCGGCUUCAAGGUGCUGACGGGCCUGGCGGACCCGCAACUUCAGCGCGACCUCGCCGCCCGCCUGCCCGUCUCCAAUCCGGUUCAUUCCACCCGCAUCCACGGCGCCAACUUGCGCGGGCUCCGCGAACCGGGCGUGUCCGAGCUCGCCGCGGCGGCGAAGACCGCGGCUGAGUCCCGGGGCGGCGGGCCGGAGGUGCAGGCGUGCGCGAAGCGCCCCGACGCCGGGGGGGGCCCCCGGCCAGCCGCUCUGGCGCUAGCCCUGAACGACUGCUUCGCGGUGAUGAGCCAUCCCGCCGCGGAGUCCGCGGAGAUGUGCCGAGAGGUCGGGCGCCCGGGCGCCGCGCCCGGUAGCGCUGGUGGUUCGCCGCAGGCCGGCGGCCGCUGGGGGGGUGGCCGCGGCGCCGCCUCCGCCGCCGCCGCCGGCAGCUGGCGGCCGGCCGCCGAGCGCGCGAUGGCAGAGCUCUCCGAGCGCGUGGACAUGUUGCAGCGUGCCCAGGCUCGUCAUGCCGCGCAGAUAGACGAUUUGAGCAAGCACAGGAGCGUGGUGGUGGUGGGGCCCCGCAACUUGAAAGCGUCGUGUCACCAGAACACCGCCGCCGGCAAGACCCGUUGGGGGGAGUUCAAGAAGAACUUGGCCAGCGCUCUCAUCUCGGAGCUCGCGGAGCAGUGCGGGUACUUGCCGGACCUCGCGGGCUCGCGCCUGGACAUGCCCCCGGAGUUGCGGACCGUGAUGCCGCGCCUGGUGAGCCUCCGCGACGAGCUGUCCAAACUCGGGGCGGUCCAAAACGUCCAGGCUAACAGCAACGUGCAAAACGGCGCGAGGGUCCCGAACGGAGACUUUGUCCUCCGGCUCAAGUUUCCCAAGCCCUCCCAGCGCGUCGUGGAGCUUGUGGAGGAGUUGGACAGGGGCUGGUCGGCGCGGAAGAGUAGGGUCACCGUAGGAGAUAGCGCGCUGGGGCCGGUGUUCCCCACGUACUCCUGCCACAGGAUCACCUGUCUCGGGAGCAUGGACAAGGGCGCGGGCACGCGGGGGCCCGCGACCAGUGCGCGGGGCUGCGCGGGCAACCCGGCCAGGGGCAAGCGCGACCGUUUGCCCAGAGACAGAAACGCCUGGGACAUCCGUCGGCGGCGAUCGUUAGCCAUGGGCUCCGCGUGGGCAGCUGUCAGUUCACUCAUGCGCUUCCGUCGGGCGCAACGCGGAUUCGAACCACCCAACGAGGUGUCGGCGGACAUCAAAGCGGGAGAGCCUGUCACGGUGACGUACGGUGAGCACUCCAACUCGCACUUCGCCCUGUACUACGGCUUCGUGCCAGAAGCCAAUCCGCACGAUGCCGGGCUGGUGAGCCUGUCUGACAUCAUCGCGCAUCUUCCUGCUUCUGUUGCUGCGGAGCCCUCAGGCGGGUGGCAGCAGACCCUGCGGGCCUUGGAGGCCAGCGGUGCACAGACUACGUCUCUGCUCAUCCCAGUCUCCAGAAGCUCUCGUGGAGUCCCUGAGCGCGCUCUUCGCGGGUGUGAAGGAGACCCCCCGAUGGGCGACCUGGAGCGGGCCGUCCGGGCCAUUGCCUCCGCCUGCGAGGCGGAGGAGCCCGACAAGGAGGACCGACGCCCCCAGCGACGCCUCCGCCGCCGCGCUCGCGGGCGUUUCCGCCGGCGUGGCCCUGCUCUGGCGGCUGCGGCGCGGCCGGAGACGCCUGCUGCGAGAGCUGGGCCGCGGCAUGCGGCUCGUGUCGGAGGAGUUCGCCGUGGACCCCGCCGCGGCGCGCGACCGGCUGGAGGACCUGCGGCGGAAGCCCUUGAUCUACCCCGGGAUGCAGACGCUGUCCAGUGGUGA
Messenger RNA from Prorocentrum cordatum, 2268 nucleotides. The record is from the annotation of a GenBank genome assembly. NCBI's taxonomy places the organism in Eukaryota, Dinophyceae, Prorocentrales, Prorocentraceae.